GGGCGAGCGGGGCUGGGCCGGGCCGGGCCCGGCGGGACCCGGAGAUCCGGGGACAGCCACCCCCAGGUCUCAUUUCGGGGAGCAAACACGGGAAUUGCUGUCCCUUUGCCAGCCCUGGGGGCCAUGGGGGGACAGGGUGGGUCCCGUUUGUCCCCCCCGUGUAGGAUCGCUGGGAAUUUGGGGGGUUCUGGUCCCCAGAUGGGGACAGCAGCCACCCCCCUGUCUUGGCUGAUGCCCGGCUGUGCCACCCCUGUCCCCAGGGUCACUUUGUGCCAGGGAAAAUGGGCAGCUCGUUAGUGGGAUCACAGAGAUCAUUAACGAGAUCACAGAGCUCAGUCAUUAAUGGGAUCUCAUAGCUCACUCAUUAAUGGGAUCACAGAGCUCAUUAAUGGGAUCACACAGCUCGUUAAUGGGAUCACAGAGCUCACUCAUUAAUGGGAUCAAAGAGCUCAUUAAUAGGAUCUCACAGCUCGCUCGUUAGUGGGAUCACAGAGGUCAUUAACGGGAUCACAUAGCUCACUCAUUAAUGGGAUCUCAUAGCUCACUCAUUAAUGGGAUUACAGAGCUCAUUAAUGGGAUCACACAGCUCAUUAAUAGGAUCACACAGCUCGUUAAUGGGAUCACACAGCUCACUCAUUAACGGGAUUACAGAGCUCGUUAAUGGGAUCACACAGCUCGUUAAUGGGAUCUCAUAGCUCAUUCAUUAAUGGGAUUACAGAGCUCAUUAAUGGGAUCACAGAGUUCACUCAUUAAUGGGAUCACGGAGAUCAUUAAUGGGAUCACAGAGCUCACUCAUUACCAGGAUCACAGAGGUCAUUAACGGGAUCACACAGCUCAUUAGCGGAUCACAGAGCUCGCUCAUUAAGAGGAUGACAGAGCUCAUUAAUGGGAUCUCACAGCUAAUUAAUGGGAUCUCAGAGCUCACUCAUUAGUGGGAUCACAGAGCUCAUUAAUGGGAUCACACAGCUCGUUAGACAAAAAUGAGGCGCGGGCGAAACUCGUCUUGAGGAGCAGCUGGGCGUGCUGGGGGUGCCCCGGGGGCAGUGCCACCCUGUGCCACCCUGUGCCACCCUCCCAGGCUAUAAAUGCCCGCCGUGCCCCUCUGCCCCAUCCCUGAGGAGCUGAUCAGCGCUCAGCCGGCUGGCCAUGGCGUGUCCCCUGGAGCAGGCGAUGGCCCUCAUGGUCACCACCUUCCACAAGUACUCGGCCAAGGAGGGCGACAAGUACAAGCUCAGCAAGGCCGAGCUCAAGGAGCUGCUCAACAAGGAGCUGCCGGUCUUCGGGAGCAAACAAAUGGACGAGGCCGAGUUCAAGCGGCUGAUGAUGGACCUGGACCACAACAAGGACAGCGAGGUGGAUUUCAAGGAGUACGUUUGCUUCCUGGCCUGCAUCACCAUGGGCUUCAACGAGUUCUUCAAGGAUGACCCCAGCAAGCAGCACCGCAGGAAGUGACCCCAGAAUGACCCCAGAGUGACCCCGGAGUGACCCUGGAGUGACCCCAGAGUGACCCCAGAAUGACCCCGGAGAGACCCCCAGGAUGACCCCGGAGUGACCCCCAGAGUGACCCCUCCAGUGACCCCUCCCCGAUCCCAUCCCAGCCCUGAGGGGUUUUCAAUAAAAGCUUUUCCCUGAUCCCGGA
Serinus canaria (Common canary) is the source of this 1639-nucleotide messenger RNA. RefSeq names its product protein S100-A4-like. Gene Ontology annotation, molecular function: calcium ion binding; transition metal ion binding. The record is from RefSeq and is a predicted model, not a curated record. Gene Ontology annotation, cellular component: cytoplasm. NCBI's taxonomy places the organism in Eukaryota, Metazoa, Chordata, Aves, Passeriformes, Fringillidae. The coding region runs from base 1147 to 1452 and encodes 101 amino acids. The transcript is spliced from 3 exons.